GAGUUCAAGUAUCGGCUGUUAUGAGAGGGACAGAUUAGAGGGAAUAACACUUCCAACAUUCUUCCUUAAAAAAAAAAAAAACCGAGAGGCUGGAUGGCUUACAACAAACAUCCUUUAACAUACAUUCCUGAGCUUCUACAGAAGUAACAGGAAUCCUCUUGAGCCAACAAGAAAGAGGGAGCUCAAACCAGGCUGGACGCCCGUGAACAGCCUCCAUGAGGCCCUGGACCAGUGCAUGACCGCCCUGGACCUCUUCCUCACCAACCAGUUCUCAGAAGCACUCAGCUACCUCAAGCCUCGAACCAAGGAGAGCAUGUACCACUCACUGACGUAUGCCACCAUCCUGGAGAUGCAGGCCAUGAUGACCUUUGACCCUCAGGACAUCCUACUUGCUGGCAACAUGAUGAAGGAGGCGCAGUUGCUGUGUCAGAGGUACCGGAAGAAGUCCUCUGUAACAGAUUCCUUCAGCAACCUUGUGCACCGCCCCACCAUGGAUCAGUUCACGGAAGAGGAAAUCCACGCUGAGGUCUGCUACGCAGAAUGCCUGCUGCAGAGAGCAGCCCUGACCUUCCUGCAGGAUGAGAACAUGGUGAGCUUCAUCAAGGGCGGCAUCAAAGUUCGAAACAGCUACCAGACUUACAAGGAGCUGGACAGCCUCGUGCAGUCCUCACAAUACUGCAAGGGGGAGAACCACAGGCACUUUGAAGGAGGCGUGAAGCUUGGUGUGGGUGCCUUCAACCUGACGCUGUCCAUGCUUCCUACUAGGAUCCUGAGGCUGCUGGAGUUCGUGGGGUUUUCAGGAAACAAGGACUAUGGGCUGCUGCAGCUGGCGGAGGGCGCCUCGGGGCACAGUUUCCGCGCUGUGCUCUGCGUCAUGCUGCUGCUGUGCUACCACACCUUCCUCACCUUCGUGCUUGGCACCGGGAAUGUCAACAUCGAGGAGGCAGAGCAGCUCUUGAAGCCCUACCUGAAGCGAUACCCUAAGGGCGCCAUCUUCCUGUUCUUUGCAGGGCGGAUUGAAGCCAUCAAAGGCAAUGUUGACGCCGCCGUCCGGCGCUUCGAGGAGUGUUGUGAGGCCCAGCAGCACUGGAAGCAGUUCCACCACAUGUGCUACUGGGAGCUGAUGUGGUGCUUCACCUACAAGGGCCAGUGGAAGAUGGCCUACUUCUACGCCGACCUGCUCAGCAAGGAGAACUCCUGGUCCAAGGCCACCUACAUCUACAUGAAGGCUGCCUACCUCAGCAUGUUUGGGAAGGACGACUACAAGCCGUUUGGGGAUGACGAAGUGGAGUUGUUUAGGGCUGUGCCAGGCCUGAAACUCAAGAUCGCUGGGAAAUCUCUACCCACAGAGAAGUUUGCCAUCCGGAAGUCCAGGCGCUACCUUGCUCCCUCACCCAUCUCAUUGCCAAUCCCUGCUCUGGAAAUGAUGUACAUUUGGAAUGGCUACGCUGUGAUUGGGAAGCAGCCCGAACUCACAGAUGGGAUACUUGAGAUUAUCACCAAGGCUGAAGAGAUGCUGGAAAAGGGCCCAGAAAAUGAGUACUCAGUGGAUGAUGAGUGCUUGGUGAAGCUGCUGAAAGGCCUGUGUCUGAAAUACCUGGGCCGUGUCCAGGAGGCUGAGGAGAAUUUCAGGAGCAUCUCUGCCAACGAAAAGAAGAUUAAAUAUGACCACUACUUGAUCCCAAAUGCCCUGCUGGAGCUGGCUCUGCUGUUUAUGGAGCAAGGCAGAAACGAAGAGGCUGUCAAACUCUUGGAAACUGCCAAGCAAAACUACAAGAAUUACUCCAUGGAGUCAAGGACACAUUUUCGAAUCCAGGCAGCCACACUCCAAGCCAAGUCUUCUCUAGAGAAUGUAAGCAGAGCUGUGGUCUCAUCAGUGUCCCUGUAGUUUGGCGCAGCACUCCCAAGCUGGCAGACAGACAGCUGGACAGAGCUCCUGGAAACAUUUCAAAACUGAUCCCCACCCCCUGCCCUGCCUUUGGGGUCCACCGGUGCUCCAGUGGGAUGGCACGACAUGAGUAUCCGUGAAGAAGCCAAGCCUACAUUUUCACCUGUGUGGCCAAGGUCCUCUGCCAAGGACAGAGCAGGUGGAGCUCUCCACCUGCCCUAUCACAUAUACGGGUACUUGUUUUUCACUGUGAUGUUUAAGAGAAUGUAUGAACAGUUUACAUUUUACUUAGAAAUACAAUGAUGGGAUCAUAGUUGGCUUUUCAAAAAACCACCAACCAACCACCUGUAACCUUUGCUUUAACCCAUACUGAUCGGGGGGUAAGUCUGUAUGCUGCCAAAGGCCAAACUGCUUUUCAAAUGUCAGCACGGUCUCAGCUCCCAGGGCUGGAGGGACCCUCAGGAUGGUCUGCACCUCAGGCUUCAAGGCUUCUGGGGUUGCACAGAGACACUAUCUUACACUUUGUUUUAACUCCCUUUGUACCUGUCCAAUUUUUAAAAAGCAAACAUGUCUAUUUAGUGAGAUAACUUUCAUUGGGAUCCAUCUGUAGGAAAUCAGUCUCCACCAGUAAGGAAUGGGGAUGCCGAGGCCUGACAGAAGGGGACCUGUGUGGCUCUUUCUGUGCCAUGAAG
Molecule: messenger RNA, 2580 nt
Organism: Myotis myotis
Lineage: Eukaryota; Metazoa; Chordata; Mammalia; Chiroptera; Vespertilionidae
Gene: TTC39A
Product: tetratricopeptide repeat domain 39A
Exons: 18
Coding region: 236-1888 (550 amino acids)
Molecular function (GO): protein binding
Source: RefSeq, a predicted model, not a curated record